This is a messenger RNA of Oncorhynchus kisutch (coho salmon), 4561 nucleotides long. RefSeq names its product vasodilator-stimulated phosphoprotein. Gene Ontology annotation, biological process: neural tube closure; axon guidance; actin cytoskeleton organization. The transcript is spliced from 13 exons. The record is from RefSeq and is a predicted model, not a curated record. The coding region runs from base 1325 to 2533 and encodes 402 amino acids. Lineage: Eukaryota; Metazoa; Chordata; Actinopteri; Salmoniformes; Salmonidae. Gene Ontology annotation, molecular function: SH3 domain binding; profilin binding.
AAUGUCACAUUUUCUCCAGUAGCCUAGAUUCUCGCUUUCAGCCAAGUUAUGGUCCAAACGUAAGCUUCUUAUUAUACAAAAUUCUGAUUUAAAAACAUCUCGCUGUGGCACUUCGCUAACUCAACUUCUUGAAGAUGUUGACACUGAGAAGACACUAUGGCCUUGAUAAUAGGAUGUAGGCCAGGGAUCAUCAACUAGCUCUUGAUCAUUCAUGACUCUCCGUUCCAUUACAUUACACAUAUGAGUCAUUGGCCGAAGGCAUUUUCUUUAGGGGGGAGUUUUAAGAAUCGCGACGCUCGGUCUGAACAUCGCUUGAGGUAUGGUUUUUUGAAAGGACCGUAUCUUUCAUAUCAGAAAUAAAUCAUUUUCGAAAACAAAAGGUUACCUUGAUACACACCUUUUUAUAGGGUCAGGGUUCCCACACCGCAAUAUUUUAAUCUUUAAAGCGCUUGUUUACGGAAAACAGACGACUACUUGUGCAAUUAGCUACCUGCAUCUCCGAACUCCUGUGUGUAAAUAGAAGAGACUCCACAAACGGUUUUUUAUUUUCUUAAUUGGAUGGUCAGGGGUCAGAACAUAAUUACAAAUAACUUGUACUCUGCAAGAAGCCCAAACAAAAAUAUCUGACUAAAACAUAAUCCUUUCAAACCUUGCGUACAUUUGUAUACGAUCACCUUUAUCUCUCUGUUCUGCGUGGGAAUACUUUGGAACAGAUUUCCUAAAUUAAAUGCACUUUGAACCAGGGAGGUCAUUAGGGCCUGGCUUUCGUGGCUUUAGCCCGAAAUAAUUUUGGGUCAGCCCAGAAUCUUUGGCGCUCCUGCUAUGGUGUAAAAAAAAAAAAAAAAAAAAGAUUGCGCCGCUUAGUUCAUUUAGCUAUGGUUCCGUGAAACUCCCAAAUUCAUUCAACCUUUAUAAUCCGCCACUUUUCCAGAAUGAUGCCAUGUCUAGCAAGAUCACAAUGAUUCCUUAGUAUUCUACAUUAACAAACCGAUUAUAAUAGCAUGAUAAUGUUCGGCUACUCUUAUACUAAAACACCACGUAAUUUCUUGUGCUGAAAUGUUGAAUAUGCUUUGAUUGAAACAAAAUACAGGUGGUUGUGUUAAACUCCAUCUUCUCUAACAUUCGAUUAAACCGUAGUUAGGCUGAUUAACCUACAUCAUUCAAGAGGAUCGAAAUGCAUAUUUCCAUGAAAUUGCUUGGGAUCAAAUGGUUGGCAUUCAUGCAGCAUGGACGUUUCACCUGUACUACUUGAAGAAUUAGCAUUCAAGAUUGACAGUGAUCACUUAUAAGUGAGUCCAGUAUCUGCCAGGCGCGGGCCACGGUCAUGCUGUACGAUGAUGCUAAUAAGCGCUGGGUGCCAGCAGGCACAGGGGGCCAGGCCUUCAGCAGGGUCCAGAUCUACCACAACCCCGUGGCCAACACAUUCCGAGUGGUGGGACGCAAGAUUCAGGCCGACCAGCAGGUGGUGAUCAACUGUCCAAUCGUCAAGGGGCUGAAGUACAAUCAGGCCACAACCAACUUCCACCAGUGGCGGGACGCCCGGCAGGUGUGGGGGCUGAACUUCGGCAGCAAAGAGGACGCCACCCUCUUUGCCAACGGCAUGAUGCACGCCCUGGAGGUGCUGAGUGCUCUCGGCGACUCGGGAUACUCCUCUCUCCCUCACCCUGUCCAGAAUGGACCCUCCCCAGAGGAGCUGGAGCAGCAGAGGAGAAUGGAGCUGCAGAGGCAGGAGCAGCAGAGGCAGGAGCAGCAGGAGAGAGAGAGACAGGCCGCAGCCAUCCCUCCUACAGCCCCACCCGCCCCGCAUGCCCCUCCCUCAGCCCCCGGUGGACCCCCGCCUCCCCCAGGCCCGCCACCACCCCCAGGCCCCCCACCUGCUGGCCCUCCACCCCCACCUGGCCCCCCACCACCCCUUGGGUCUGGGGCGCCACCUGCCCCACCUCUGCCAGGAGGAGGGGGGGAUGGAGGGGGUCUCGGUGAUCCCGGUGGACUAGCUGCUGCCCUGGCAGGAGCCAAACUACGCAAAUCCACGAAGGAAGAUAGUGGUGCGGCGGCACUUCCUACAUCGGGAGGAGGAGGAGGAGGAGGUGGUGGGGGAGGAAAUCUGAUGGGGGAGAUGAGUGCCAUCCUGGCCCGACGGAAGAAAAUGUCAGAUAAUCCAGGCGCAAAGAAGGAUGAGCCCGGCAAUGAAGACUCCUCAAAGUCCUCAGGCCAAGGUGACACCCUCAGGAGACCGUGGGAGAAAUCCGCCACCAUGCCAAGGACUAACUCAACCACCAAGACCCAGGUGCAGGAGAGCAGCCCAAGCCCCACCACCUCUGCCCUUCCUCCCGUUCCCCCUUCUCCAUCCUCUACCCCAGUGUCCAGGAUGAAGACAGUGAACAGUACCACGGACAGCACAGGCAGUGAAGAUACAGAGAUGGAAAGAAUCAAACAGGACAUCCUUGAGGAAGUGAGAAAAGAGCUCCAUAAAGUGAAGGAUGAAAUAAUCUGUGCAUUUAUCCAGGAGCUACAAAAGAGAGGACCAGUAUAGUCUCUCAACAUACAGCCACUGGGGGGGGUGGAAGGGAGAGAUAGCCAUAUGGAGGGGUGGAUGGCUCAUAUUUCCUUCAAUGUUACACACACACAUACCUAUACAUUUAGGACUGUACCAAUCGGCAGUCUUCCAAACUUUUUUAGGGGCUGUUUUUCUUGUUUGUCUUAUGGUUUCAAGAGCUCUGCUGUGCUGUGCUUCUCUCUUGCUCCACCAUCACUGCCUACCUUACUCUACUCUCUCCCUGCCUCCCAAGUCAACGCCCAUAUCUUACCUGGACGUAUCUAGCCUUACUUUUCACUAGUGCGGAGCAAGGUUUGGCUCAGUUCGAAUUGAAGGCAGUCAACUGAAAUUCCAAUUCAAUUAUUGAAGAAAGGGCAUCUAAUUUCAAUCACUUCUCAAUAAACUGAAAAGGAGAAGCUAUUUAUGUCAAGUUUUACACAUUUUGGAUUUUAAAUUCACUUUCUGAAUUUACUGACUUCAAUUUGAAUUGAGCCCAAACACGAUGCAGAGAAUUCAGGGAAUAUACCAUCGACACACAGUACAUUGUCAACAGUUGCACAUUUCAGUCUCACACCAACCUAUCUAUGGGGAAACGGUUCAGCUGCAGCGGUUGACCACACGGUGGAGCUGUGAAACAGGAGAAUCGGAUCAGAGGGCCUGCCUUUUUCUGUAGUCUCUGUACAACCCCGGAACAGUUGGAACUACAAAUCCCAGCUUGCAACAAUAAGAGAGAUCUGGUUAAAUAUAUGUCUGUCUGUCUACUGCACCUAAUAGAAGUAGGGUGAAGUUGUUCCUAGACCCUGAUCUUAGGUCAGUUUUGCAUUUUCUCCACUUAUGUUUAAGUUUGGGGGAGAGGAAGCUAAUCCUAGAACUUUACUUAAGGAAACUUCAACCACCUAAUACUGCCACCUUAUAAUCUAAUAGCGAAUGGGUUGCCAACUCCUCUGAGCUCUUGCUACACCUCACAUCAAUUGUUUGUUUUUUCCAAACUCAGGGAUUAGAGGAAGCAUAUUAGUUAGUGCUAGAUAGGACUGUCUGCAACAGGUCCUAUACUAGUCACCAUGCCCACUUCUCCUUAGCAUUUAGCACAGAGGAUCGCAGCAGACCACCUAUGGAUGACAAAAAUCAAAUCAACCCUACCCCCUACAACCUUUGCCUCCCUUCUUCACUAGUGGGGUUGUGAGAAGAUUGGAUUUGUGUAAGCAAUAUGGCAUCCAGCCAAUCAGAGAGCAUGUUGAAACUAUUACCAUAUUACUUAUGUCUAUCUUAUCCUUUCAGAUUUCCACAAGUGCAUAGGGUCAGGGGUUGAUUUUGGUAUACGGUGACAAUUCUCACCUAGUCACAGAAACAGAAUGAUUAGAAUGGGCAUUAUCCUCUAAAAGCAAUUAGCUAUUGCUGAUAGGAUCUUAGGUUAUUUUAAUUGUAUCUAUUUAAGAAUGAAGAAUGAAUUCUUAAGCACUCCAAUGUCCGUGACAUUUCCGAGCUCCCUGUGCAGCACAUCCAACAGGUUGCCAACCAUAUCCAUUUCCCAAUGACAUGGGGAACCAUGCCUGUUCUGUCCAUUCUUUUUCUACACUCCUAACACUGCCUACUCUUCUAGUAACCGCAUAAGAAAAGGGGAGAGAGGGGAGAGCAGGUACGGGACUGUACCUGGUAUGAUUCUGCUGCAGUGCAGGUAACUGCAACAUAUCACAGUGCGACAGGGACUCUUACUCGACUUUGUAUGUUCUUAUAAAGAUACUUAAUACCCAUUAUGUUAGCCGCCUCUGUGGCCUCGUCUGAUAGAGAUGCCAAUCUUCGCUAAUGCAAGUCUGCCUCACCUCCUGAGCACUCUUACAAUCCUAUAGAUUCAGCUUUAAAAAAACGUAGUACUUAAAGAAAUCCUUAUGGUUUUCUAUUUCCAUUGGCAAUUCUGUGGUAAUGAAAAUAGAAGCCCACUGGGCAAAAACUGGUUGAAUCAACGUUGUUUCCAUGUAAUUUCAACAACAACAAAAAAUCCAUGUGAGGUUGAAUCAUAAACUUAAG